This is a messenger RNA of Bombina bombina (fire-bellied toad), 3242 nucleotides long. It is a transcript of the gene FOXM1, whose product is annotated as forkhead box M1. Bases 152 to 2263 code for a protein of 703 amino acids. NCBI's taxonomy places the organism in Eukaryota, Metazoa, Chordata, Amphibia, Anura, Bombinatoridae. Gene Ontology annotation, molecular function: sequence-specific DNA binding; DNA-binding transcription factor activity. The record is from RefSeq and is a predicted model, not a curated record. The transcript has 9 exons. Gene Ontology annotation, biological process: regulation of DNA-templated transcription; G2/M transition of mitotic cell cycle.
ACGUAAAGACGCCGGUUCAUGUGAUUGGUAGUUGGUUUCCGCUUGACGGGUACGUGCCGCAAAGCGCGAAAAUUCAAACUCCAGAAGCAACAGAAAGAGGAAUCGGUGGACAUAUGUUUUUUCCUCCAAUGGCUAUCAGCCAUAAAAGAGCAUGAUGAGGUCGAGCCCCCGCAGGCCACUAAUUCUCAAGAGACGCAAACUGAGCCUUCCCCGCAAGGAUUCUCCAAAAUCCUCUGGGACUGAGGCAACAAAACCUGAUCACAGCAAAGUCCCUUUGAUUGGUGUUCUAGGAUUAUAUGAUGAACCUUCCACCUCAAGGAAAGAAGCCAUAAGACUCCCUGAACAAUGGCAAACCAUCAGUACAAGAGUUUUGGGAACAUCAGAGGAGGACACUCAAAAAGGAGAUUCAGAUGAUCACAAUAUCCCCCAGCGAAUACGAAUUAUGGGUCACCCCACCAUGCCAGAUACACAGCUUGUGGUCAUCCCUCCGCUGUGUGAUGUUCAAAGCAUUAUCCAGGUCCUGACCACCCAUAGCAAGGAGAGUGGAGGUCCCAACAAGUUUAUUUUGGUCAGUGGUGGCUCCUCUAACACAAACAGUUCUGAAGAGCCAGGGACCCAAUCCAAGGAAGAAGUGCUAGAAUCUUUGCAGCCAGGAUCUUCUUCAUCCCCGAAAAAACAACACAUUGCAGAAGACAACAUCAAAUCUUCUGGUACUGGAGCACCAGAUCAGCGGGAGGGAAAUGAGCUUGAUGUCAGUUUAACCAAUAUACACUGGCUGGGGAAGAUGGCCUCUGAUGUACUGGGGCCAUGCACAAUAAAGGAGGAUUCGGAGGAGAAGGAAAAUGUGAGCCCUGAGUUGGACUGUAAGAUAAAGGAAGAUACAGACACAAGCCCCCCACAGCACUGGCAUCACUCCGUCUCCGAGCGCCCACCUUACUCUUACAUGGCUCUGAUCCAGUUCGCCAUCAAUAGCACACCACAGAAGCGCAUGACGCUGAAGGACAUCUAUACUUGGAUUGAGGAUCAUUUCCCAUACUUUAAGCGUGUGGCCAAGCCAGGAUGGAAGAACUCAAUUCGGCACAACCUUUCCUUGCAUGACAUGUUUGUGAGAGAAACAUCUGCAAACAACAAAAUCUCUUACUGGACCAUCAAUCCCGCAGCUAAUCGCAGUCUGACCCUAGACCAGGUGUUUAAGGCUUCACAUCCCACAUCGGUUGAAAGCAAUGAACCUCAGCAGCCGAAGAGAAUAAUCCCGGAGGUAACAAAGAGCAUGCUGGGAUCAUCUGUUAGUUGUAAAGCACCAGAGAGGAAGAUGAAACCUCUUUUGCCCAGGGUCAAUUCUUAUCUGAUCCCAGUCCAGUUUCCAAUGACUCAGUCUGUCGUUCUUCCUACACUGGAGCCGCUGUGCUCUGACAAUAGAGCUUGUGAUGGGCCACGCAGCAUUAAAUGUGUGAAGAUUGCUCCCAAGACAUCAGUUUCUAAUGAGCAACCACCUUCACAACUACCAGCAGUUAAAGUCAAAGAAGAGUCAAUCAUCCAAGACCUAAUUUCCCCAUCCACUUCACAAAGUAGACCAGUGAACACAUCUCGUAGAAAGCAACAGCUAAUCCCUCCACGGUGUGAGGAGCCAGAGCUGGUUCUGCCAGAAACUAGUAGCUCUGACUCUGGUUUGGAUACAGACUUCUCUUUUCUACAGGAGACUCAGGCACCAGAUGGCCCUUCCCAGUACACUCAGGAUGAGGACUGUGUCUUUAAGACUCCAAUCAAGAAUAGGUUGUUAAACCCCCCAGCCUCCUCAACCCCAAGCAAACCUGCUGAGAUAUGCACUGCCCAACCCUGGGGAACAGAUGCCUCUAUCCCCCAAGAUCCUGUGCUGGACUUCAGCCCUGUCCGUACUCCUUGUGGUUUUGCUCUCACACCCUUUAAGGACAGUCUUGGUUUCCUAAGUUAUGGUGGAACCCCUUUCAAAGAUCCUCCCUUUACUGAUUCCCCACAGAAGCUUUUGAACACUCCCUCGCCUGUUUCAACCCCAGCAGAGACUCUCAGUAGCCCUUCAGAGACGCGUCCACCAAAACGCUGCUCUAAGGAGUUACAGGUUGAAGGGCCGGCUAAUCGUUCACUUCUGGAAGGUUUGGUGCUGGACACUACUGAUGACAGUCUGAGCAAGGUUUUGCUGGAUAUCAGCUUUAGUGGCCUUGAGGAGGACAAUGGGUUAGGGGUGGACAGUCUGUACUGGGGACAGUUUUUUUCUGAUCUCAGAUAGUAGGUUGAUACUAUAUAUAUUUUUUAUUCUGCAUUAAUUCGCUUUUCCUGUGAUAUACCAACCGUCAACACAAAUUAUUGAAAGUUAAACACUUGUUCAAGUUCUUUUCACCUCUGACCACUUUUUUGUUGUUUUAAAGGUGCAGAUCUUUUUAGCUGGAUAAUAUAAUAUAUAUUUCAUCAAUAUCUACUAAUGUUAUACUGAUCUCCAAAUUUUGUGUAAGUAAAAUAACCUUAAAGGGACAUUAAACACUAAAUAAAUGGUAGAUAGGAUGAUGCUUUUAAAGCAAAGACUAGUCUGAGGUCAUUAGUUGUUUAAAUAGUGACAAAUAAGUGUAAAGUUUUAGUUUCUAUAAAACAAUGGGAGCUGCCAUAUUGUAACUUAGGUUACCUUCUCUGCUGCGGCCAAUUAGGGACAGUUAUAAAUAGGUCACUAGAGUGUGCAGCCAAUGGCUGUGUAGAAUGUGUUCUGCACUUCCAUUUCUAACAGGAACUAAAAAGCUCACAAUUUCAGAAUGGAAUUGCAGGAAAAGGGAACAAAAUAAAUAAUGUAAGUAUAUUGAAGAGUUUUAUUAAUAUACGAUUUAUCAUUUUAUAUUACCAUCUCAAGGUGUUUAAUGUCCCUUUUUAAAUAUGACCACUGUAUACAAAUACUAAUAAUCAAUUAGCUGUUUCCAGUUCACUGCACCAUGUAAAUCAUUGUUACCUUGUUAAUCACUGCAGCCCUGUGUCUUGGAAACGUUCAUAGCGGUAUGAAAUAUGUGUAGGAAUUAGAAAAGUAUGAAAUGUUUUUUAAUUUAUGAUGCAAACAUUUAAUUGCAAAUUACUUUCUUAAUGCCAUUUUGUUUUAUAUGUUUUUUCUGUAAAUAUUGUACAUUUUGUUAAUACGUUUUCUUAUUUGCUAUUCACUUUAUUAGUCUAUAAAUUAAUGUUGCUCAGUAUUAAACUCUUUUACGACUUUGCUCUAUGUGAAAACCCCA